UCUCUUUUGUUUCUGAGAGGAUGAGCAGCAGCAGUGAGCUCGUGCAAGAUCAAGCGACCAAUGCUGAAAUCAACAGCGAGAUGCAGAAGCGCAUUGCGCAGAAGCGAGCCGAGAUUGACGAGAACAACCAGCGCGAGUUUACUGCUCCAGCACGACCAGGCGAUGCGACGUGUGCGCGUGUCGGAGCUGCUGACAUCCAGAGGCAUCGUAAUCUGGACACGGGCGCAUUGAGCAGCAGCCACGUCCCGGCGGUACGCAUGGACAAUGUGGUCGGUACGUACUUGCUGCCACACGGCGUCGAAGAGCGCGUCGCAAGUCUGGAGGCCCACCUUGGCAUGGAGAAUCGCAAGCUGCCACUCAAUUUCAUGGCUCGUAUCAAGGAGAUUGAAGAUAGAAUUCUCGCGUUGGAGCGCAUUGAUCCAGACUACUUUAUUGCUCGUGUGGCUGUGGCCAAGCAAAUCACGGCACAUCCUAACUUGGCGUCAUUCGCUUCGCGAGAAGCAGCAGAGGCUGCAUCUGCGACCUCGGCAACCACAAAACGCCCAGCCGACGAGACUCUUGACUCUACCGACUCCAUCGAGUCCCGGAUCAAAGAACUGACACAGACCCUUCGAGACAAGAAGCAGAAGCGGACCAAGGUCGAUUCCACCAAGUGAACAGUCCACAACCAACAAAAUUAUCGGGAGGUGCCUGUCCCAAUGGCAUCUUGGUCAAGAGACAUCCCGUCGAGGUUCGCUUGGUUCUCGAAUGGACUGCAGGUCUUGUAGUGCUUGCAGCGUGAGUUUGAUGUUGGCCUUGAUUUUGGCCGAUUCUGCUGCAAGCGCCUCGGUCGACCUGCCGAUGGCAAAAUGCAAAAAAAGCCAGUCAGACAACAACUACAAUGGCGUAUUGCGUGGGCAUGGAUGACGCCACUGGUUACAGCAUCAAACAUGAACGAUGUCGAACGAAACUUAACUUGUCCAAUUGUGCUGUCUUGCGUUCAAUAAAUACCAGAGCCUCGGGAAUGGA
Messenger RNA from Capsaspora owczarzaki ATCC 30864, 1008 nucleotides. RefSeq lists its product as hypothetical. The record is from RefSeq and is a predicted model, not a curated record. The transcript has 6 exons. The coding region runs from base 21 to 656 and encodes 211 amino acids. NCBI's taxonomy places the organism in Eukaryota, Filasterea, Ministeriida, Capsasporidae.